AUGAGCGUAAUUGAGGUACACCCACGGCAUAACACCGCCCUCGAUGUUGUUAUAGCCGUGGCCGGUAUUAAUCCGUCCAGUGCUUUUGCUGACGUCAAAGACAUGGACAUCAAUGCCUUGCGUGACAUCUUUGAUGUCAACACAUUCGCCUUCGUGAGACUUUUCAAUGCCGUGUACCCGCUGCUCAAAGCAUCAGCCAGCCCUCCAAAAUUGCUAGCCAUCAGCUCCAACGCUAGCCAGAUUGUCGAGAUGGAGCCUACUAUCCCCGUAAAGGUUGGCGUCUAUGGUGCCAGUAAGGCAGCUCUUAACUACCUCGUCCGGCGUGCGCAUUUCGAGAACCCAUGGCUAACUUUCCGUAAUGGUGGUCUGAAAUCUGGUUCAUAUAUAAUAAACUCCGUCUUCGGCCUUGGGGCCGAUCGGGUUCUGGAGUGGGAAGUCGUCACGGCCGGGGGCCAGCACCUCGUUGCCAGCCCGGUUAAGAACAGUGAUCUAUAUUGGGCACUAUCGGACGGUGGUGGAGGCACCUAUGCUGCGAUUAUCUCGAUGACGGUGAGGGCACACCAUCUUACGAAAGUUUCUGUUGCGACUUUGAACUUCACCACUAGUACGAACGUCUCCACGGACCUUUUCAAUAGUGCCGUGCAGACUUUCCUCCUGACGCUACCCAGCUUAGGAGAGGCAGGCACUUGGAGUUCCUGGUUGUUAGCAACCGGUGUAUUCUCACUAAGACCUAUCGCUAGUCCUGACCUUGAUAAAGACCAGCUCCAGGCUCUUCUUAAGCCUACGCUAUCCUUCUUAGAUAAUAAUGGCAUUCCAUAUGACUACCAGAUUCAACAGUAUAGUACUUUCCUGGAAGCAUACACUGGAAUGUUCCCCGUUGAUAACAUUACCGAGUACAACAUCGGUGGGCGAUUGAUCCCGAAAUCACUACUCGAGACCAAUUCUUCGACAGCGUCAUUUUUAGAUGCAAUUAACUUCAUUACCUCCCAAGGCGGAGUCGUGUCCGGAAACUCCUUAGAUGUAUCAGGCUUUCCGAGUACCGGUGUUAAUAAUUCCGUAAAUCCUGUCUGGCGCACUACCAUCUUGAAUAUAGUCUUUGGCCUGCAAGUGCUCCCUGCCUACAACGCCUGCGAUUUUCAGGCUAAUAUUGCGCUGCAAAACGAGAUCACCAACACCCUAAUGCCGCGACUUGAGGCACUGACGCCCAGCAGCAGGGUGUACCUCAACGAAGGAGAUUUCCGCGAUCCUAACUGGAAAACUAACUUUUACGGUGCUAAUUACGCAAGUUCGUUGUCUAUCAAGGACAAGUAUGAUCCUAAUAGUCUAUUCUAUGGGCUUACGGCUGUUGGUAGUGAUAGAUGGACUGUUCAGCCAGACGGAAGGCUUUGCCGGACAUCAUGA
Molecule: messenger RNA, 1401 nt
Organism: Daldinia loculata
Lineage: Eukaryota; Fungi; Ascomycota; Sordariomycetes; Xylariales; Hypoxylaceae
Exons: 4
Coding region: 1-1401 (466 amino acids)
Molecular function (GO): oxidoreductase activity; flavin adenine dinucleotide binding
Source: RefSeq, a predicted model, not a curated record